Penicillium robsamsonii is the source of this 351-nucleotide messenger RNA. RefSeq names its product putative quinol monooxygenase. Lineage: Eukaryota; Fungi; Ascomycota; Eurotiomycetes; Eurotiales; Aspergillaceae. The transcript has 3 exons. The record is from RefSeq and is a predicted model, not a curated record. Bases 1 to 351 code for a protein of 116 amino acids.
AUGUCCGAAAUCAACGUCACCGCGGUUCUAUCUCCAAAGCCAGAAAAGUUUGAAGAAUUCAAAUAUCUAAUAUAUCGUGUUGUCCUCCAGGUAGCUACUCUUAUAACCGAAGUCGUCAAACAGGUGCAAGAACACGAACCCGAUACAUUGCUUUACUAUGCAUUUCAAAUCAAGGACAAGAAUGAGAUUGUGAUUGUUGAGAGGUACAAGGACCAGUCAGCGAUCCAGACCCACGUCAAAUCUCCCUAUUUCCGAUCCUUUGCAGGAAAAUUAUCCACUUUGUUGGUAAAGCCAUCGGAGAUCAGGGCAGGUGGGUUCCUGAGUGGUUCGAGGGGCGUAUCGCGACUAUAG